Panicum hallii is the source of this 2075-nucleotide messenger RNA. RefSeq names its product UDP-glycosyltransferase 92A1-like. The transcript has a single exon. Gene Ontology annotation, molecular function: UDP-glycosyltransferase activity. Bases 56 to 1555 code for a protein of 499 amino acids. NCBI's taxonomy places the organism in Eukaryota, Viridiplantae, Streptophyta, Magnoliopsida, Poales, Poaceae. The record is from RefSeq and is a predicted model, not a curated record.
CCAGUCCCACACCAGGACAAGCAGCUAGCUGCUCGUACUCGCCCUGUCCGCCGUCAUGGGUCACGAGCAAGAGCACGGCGGCCGCGGCGCCGGCCACCUCCUCCUCUUCCCGUUCCUGGCGCAAGGCCACCUCAUCCCGUUCCUCAACCUGGCCAGGCGCCUCGAGAGCCUAGGGCGGCGUGGCGGCAGCGGCCAGCGCCGUCUCGAGGUCACCAUCGUCAGCACGCCUCGCAACGUCGCCGGCCUCCGGCGCGCGGUGCCGGCCGGAUCGUCCAUCGGCUUCGCCGAGCUGCCGUUCUCGCCGCCGGACCAUGGCCUGCCGCCAGACGCCGAGAGCACCGACGCCGUCCCGCUCCGUUCCUUCGCCGCCUUCUACUUCGCCACGGAGCUGCUCCGGCCGCCGUUCGAGGAGCUCGUGGCGGAGGUCACGGGGAGGGAAGGGCGCCAGAACGUGUGCGUCCUCGCGGACAUCUUCCUGGGAUGGACGGCCGAGAGCGCCCGCGCGCUCGGCGUCCAGCACCGCGUGUUCCUCACCUCCGGCGCCUAUGCCUCCGCCGUCACCUUCUCAAUCUGGCUCCGCCCGCCGGCGUUCCCGCGCCCCACCGGCCCCGACGACGAGCAGGCGCUGCAGGACUUCCCCGACGUGCGCGUCCGGUACGUGGAGUUCCUGAACGUGGUCGUCACGGAGGACUACGCGACAAACCCCAUGUUGGCGUACCUGUGCCGGAUGGUCAGCCUCCACUUCUGCCACUCGGGCGGUCUCGUCAUCAACACCUCGGAAGAGAUCGAGCCGAGAGGUCUCCACCUCAUCAGGAAGCUCUCCGGGCUGCCGACGUUCGCCGUCGGUCCCCUCACCGGCGGCCGAACACCUUCGUCGGCGGACACCGCAGGAGACGAGGACGCAUGCAUCAGGUUCCUGGACUCCAAGCCGCCGGCGUCCGUCCUGUACGUGUCGUUCGGGUCGCAGAACACGAUCCCGGCGUCGCAGAUGAUGGAGCUGGCGCGGGGGCUGGAGGCCAGCGGGCGGCCGUUCAUCUGGGCGGUGCGGCCACCGGUGGAGUUCGACGGGACGGAGGAGUUUCGCGGCGAGUGGCUCCCCGACGGCUUCGAGGACCGCGUCGCGGCCGCGGCGCGAGGCGUGGUGGUGCGGGGGUGGGCGCCGCAGGUGGCCAUCCUGGCGCACGCGUCCACGGGCGCGUUCCUGAGCCACUGCGGGUGGAACUCGGUGCUGGAGAGCCUGUGGCACGGCGUGCCGGUGGUGGGCUGGCCGCUCAUGGGCGACCAGAUGUUCGACUCCCGCAUGCUGGAGCAGCUCGGCGUCGGCAUGGAGGUGGCGUCCGGGAGGAUGUUCGGCGGGCUGGGCAAGGGGUGGGAUCACGUGAGGGACGUCGUGGACACGGUGCUCGGGGACGGCGAGAAGGCGCGGGGCAUGCGGCGGAAGGCCGCGGAGCUGAAGGAGUUGGCACGCGCGGCUGUAAGUGUCCGAGACGACGGCCAGGUGAAGGGCUCCUCCGUGCUCGCCAUGGAGCGCCUCCUCGAUGGGGCCUUCGGUUGACCACGGCAAAUUCUCGUUCGGAACAGUUAGGUACCUUUGGAUCACCCCGACUAAACUUUCGUUCUUAUCACUUGUCAUAUUGGAUAUUUGAUACUAAUUACGAGUACUAAAUAUAGAGUAAUUAUAAAACUAAUUGUAUAGAUGGAGGCUAAUUCACGAGACAAAUCCAUUGAGUCUAAUUAGUCUAUGAUUUGAUAAUGCUGCGUUACAGUAAACAUAUGCUAAUGAUGAAUUAAUUUGGCUUAAUAGAUUUGUUACGUGAAUUAGCUUUCAUUUAUGCAAUUGGUUUUACAAUUAAUCUAUAUUUAAUAUUCUAAUUGGUGUUCAAACAUCCGAUAUAAUGGGACUAAAGUUUAGUCAUCCGGAUCCAAACAUUGCAUGAUAUAAGCGGCUGCCUUUACUAUUUUUGUUGUCAAAUUGCUUCGAUUUUUCAUUUUAGUGGUUUUAUCUGUGAAAAAUGAUUUCCCCAUUUCUCAUUAUGCCUAAGAUAAAUUAAUGCAGUUCCAACGUUUUUUAUUUA